Amphimedon queenslandica is the source of this 1089-nucleotide messenger RNA. RefSeq lists its product as uncharacterized. The record is from RefSeq and is a predicted model, not a curated record. Lineage: Eukaryota; Metazoa; Porifera; Demospongiae; Haplosclerida; Niphatidae. The coding region runs from base 343 to 924 and encodes 193 amino acids. The transcript is spliced from 8 exons.
UCUAAUGAUGAAUCAGCUUCUCCUGCUACAAAACAAAGUACUCCUCCACAAAGAAGUGUAUCUGAGACUGGAAGCACUGGCUCUCCACAGGAAGCUAAAGGCCUCAAGGAGCUUACUACUCCACAAAGAAGUGAAUCUGACGUGAAAGGCUGUGCUUCUCCACAGGAGACCAAAGAUCCAAAGGAGAUACUACAGCAAUAUUCAGCUAAGCUACCCAAUGCAAUAUCAGCUAACAUUGGUGAUGUAGCUAAAGCAUUGUUUGCCAAGGAUCUAAUAACAAAAGGGACUAGAGAAUAUGUGACAACAGUUGGUGUAUCUAAUGCUGAUAAAGCUGAUAGAGUAAUGACUGAUGUGAUGGGUCAGUUAGAAGCUUCUCUUAAUGGAACACAAUAUUUAGUUAAAGUGUGUCAUGUAUUGACUGAACAAGGUGCAUCUGUGAAACAGAUAGGAAACGUUAUGCUUAAAGAACUAGGAGAAGACGCUGCUACUGUCCAUCCUCCUCCUCCUCAAAGUGGAGCUAGUGUUGCUAGUGAAGCUGAUACACCAAACACUCCUCCUUCUAAUGAUGAGUCAACUUCUACAAAACAAAGUACUCCUCCACAAAGAAGUGUAUCUGAGACUGGAAGCACUGGCCCUCCACAGGAAGCAAGAAGUCCUAGCAAGGAGCUUAAUAUGAGAACAGUCAUGAAGAUAUUUACUCCUUCUGCCCACCAUUACAGACUGAUAGGGAUUGGAUUGGGUGUAGAAGUAAUAGAUCUGAAAGACACAGAUGAAGCAGCUAAUAAUCUUAUUAAAGUAUUCCAGAGGUGGUUUGAUGCCGAUGAAGAUGUCAGCUGGGAUACUUUAAUGGAACUCUGUGACGACUAUCCUGAUAAACUGGGCAAAGCAAAGGCUAAGCUAAAUAAAGUACUAAGCCGUCAGUAGCAGCUGCUUAUUUUUUAAGUUUUAAUAAUUAUCAUAAUAAUGUUUUUAAAUUCUUUUUCAAUCCUUUUCCAAUUCUUUUUCAAUUCCUUUGUACAUUACGUGUAUGCUAAAGCCCAACACCCACAAGGCAAUAAUAUCUUUUUAAAACAUAAUCCCACACAUUAA